Molecule: messenger RNA, 5308 nt
Organism: Nomascus leucogenys (northern white-cheeked gibbon)
Lineage: Eukaryota; Metazoa; Chordata; Mammalia; Primates; Hylobatidae
Gene: COLGALT2
Product: collagen beta(1-O)galactosyltransferase 2
Molecular function (GO): procollagen galactosyltransferase activity
Source: RefSeq, a predicted model, not a curated record
ACACACACACACACACACACACACACACACUCACACGCUCAUUGGCAGACAGGGCCACACCUCGCGGCACUGGGGAAGGCCACAGACCGCAGCUGUACGAGCGGAGCCUGGACUAGAGGAACUUUCCGCAGGACUCAGGGCACACAGCCCCCACGGCCACUACUGUCUGCGAGCCCGAGGCGCAGGGGAGCGCCAGCGGCUGCAGGUACGCUGCGCACCCGCAUUAGGGCCUGGGCGGUGCAGCGGCGACGGGAGGGUCCUGGGAACCGCAGCCGCCGAGGCCAGUGUGUGAGCCGGCCUGCCCCGGCAAGCCGCAUCCCCCGGCCGCCCCUCGCAGGCUCCUUGCUCCCUGGCAGCCGCCGCCGCCCUCAGGCAGCCUAGCCGGGCGCUCGCGGCAGGACAUCCCCGCCGCCCGCCUCGGCCAGGAACAUGGCUGCGCGCCCUGCCGCCACCCUCGCCUGGUCGCUACUGCUCCUCUCCUCAGCGCUGCUCCGCGAAGGCUGCCGAGCGCGCUUCGCCGCCGAGCCGGACUCGGAGGACGACAGAGAGGAGCCGGUGGUUUUCCCGGAGUCGCCCCUGCAGAGCCCCACGGUGCUCGUGGCGGUCCUCGCCCGCAACGCGGCGCACACGCUGCCGCACUUCCUCGGCUGCCUGGAGCGGCUGGACUACCCCAAAAGCAGGAUGGCCAUCUGGGCAGCCACUGAUCACAAUGUGGAUAAUACAACAGAAAUACUCAGGGAGUGGUUGAAAAAUGUACAGAGACUCUAUCACUAUGUGGAGUGGAGGCCUAUGGAUGAACCAGAGUCUUACCCUGAUGAAAUUGGACCAAAGCACUGGCCAACCUCCCGGUUUGCCCAUGUGAUGAAACUACGACAGGCAGCCCUUCGAACUGCGAGGGAAAAAUGGUCAGACUACAUUCUGUUCAUAGAUGUUGACAAUUUCCUGACUAAUCCACAGACCCUCAAUCUACUGAUUGCAGAAAACAAAACUAUUGUGGCCCCCAUGCUGGAGUCUCGGGGCCUGUAUUCUAAUUUCUGGUGCGGAAUCACCCCUAAGGGCUUCUAUAAGAGGACCCCAGACUAUGUUCAGAUUCGAGAAUGGAAGAGGACAGGCUGCUUCCCCGUCCCCAUGGUCCACUCCACCUUCCUAAUUGACCUCAGGAAGGAGGCCUCGGACAAGCUGACUUUCUACCCCCUACACCAGGACUACACCUGGACCUUUGAUGACAUCAUUGUCUUUGCCUUCUCCAGCAGGCAAGCAGGCAUCCAGAUGUACCUCUGCAACAGAGAGCACUAUGGCUACCUGCCCAUCCCCCUGAAGCCCCAUCAGACACUGCAGGAAGACAUCGAGAACCUCAUCCAUGUGCAGAUUGAAGCAAUGAUUGACCGUCCUCCAAUGGAACCCUCCCAGUAUGUCUCAGUUGUCCCUAAAUAUCCAGACAAGAUGGGAUUUGAUGAGAUUUUCAUGAUAAACCUCAAACGCAGAAAGGACAGGCGGGACCGGAUGCUGCGCACACUGUAUGAACAGGAGAUUGAGGUCAAGAUUGUUGAGGCUGUGGAUGGAAAGGCACUCAACACAAGCCAGCUGAAGGCACUGAAUAUUGAAAUGCUGCCUGGCUAUCGAGAUCCCUAUUCCUCCAGGCCUCUAACGAGAGGUGAAAUCGGCUGCUUUCUCAGCCACUACUCAGUCUGGAAAGAGGUAAUUGAUCGACAGCUAGAGAAGACUCUUGUAAUUGAAGACGAUGUGCGUUUUGAGCAUCAGUUUAAGAAGAAGUUGAUGAAGCUGAUGGAUGACAUUGACCAGGCUCAGCUGGACUGGGAACUGAUUUAUAUUGGUAGGAAGAGGAUGCAAGUAAAGGAGCCAGAGAAAGCAGUGCCCAAUGUGGCAAACCUAGUCGAAGCCGACUAUUCCUACUGGACCCUGGGCUACGUCAUCUCUCUGGAAGGAGCACAGAAGCUGGUUGGAGCCAAUCCUUUUGGGAAGAUGCUGCCAGUGGAUGAGUUUCUGCCAAUCAUGUACAACAAGCAUCCUGUAGCCGAGUACAAGCAGUAUUAUGAAUCCAGGGACCUGAAAGCCUUCUCUGCAGAACCCUUACUCAUCUACCCUACGCACUACACAGGCCAGCCGGGGUACCUGAGUGACACGGAGACCUCCACCAUCUGGGACAAUGAGACAGUGGCCACCGACUGGGAUAGGACACAUGCCUGGAAGUCCCGGAAGCAAAGUCGCAUCUACAGCAAUGCCAAGAACACAGAGGCCCUGCCACCGCCAACCUCCCUGGACACUGUGCCUUCAAGGGAUGAGCUAUGAAGGCUCCCUGGGAGUGUGACCCACAUCAGUUCAACAUCCUCUGGUUUUUCUAAAGGGCUAUUCAUCCGUUUGCUCCCAGUUUUCUGUUUUGUUUUGUUUUUAGUGGUCACAGUCAUCUAACCAAAGUGAUCUAAUGUGAUAGAUCGAAAUUAACAUAUUUUUGACUAUGGAAGGAAAUAAGGAAAUUCAACCCACAUUUCCCAAGAUGGCUAAAAGACAGGUUUUCUGGAAACUGUUAAGAUAAACCGUAAUCCAGUCACCUAAUUCUUCAGUUCACGACCCAUGUGAUACUGAUUCCCACAUUAAGGUUGAACAACAUGGCUCAGAGUCUUGUUCAAGAGAAAGUGAUCACCAAGCUGUCCCACCAGCAAAUAGGUAGUCAAGGCAGCCAGGCCAACUAGACCACAUUUAUUGGUCUAGUUGGUCCAUUUUAUGUGACAGACGUGACUUGAAAAGUCCAAACCAACUGGACAACCUUCAUUGGUCUAGUUUGUCCGUUUUAUAUGACAUUGAAAACUUGUGUAUGCAAUGUUUGGGGGACAGGACUCAAUCAUUUAAAAUCAUAUUUAUUUGGCUUUUUAUUUAAAGGAUUCUGUCACAAGUCUUACUGAAAAGUAGAUUUUUUAAAAAAAAUCUUAGUCCCUGUUAUCCAGUAGGGAUGGGUAUUUGGGUCUGGCUGAGACUUGGCCUGUGACCAUCAUGGCAGUUGGAGCUCUCAUAUAGAGGUGACUAGUUUGCCAUGUGGAUAUAAUUUAGUAGAUAUUUGACAGUUUGUGUAGGUAUUUGAGGGAAAAAACUCAACGUUUGGCUUUUUUAUUAUGGCCACUUGAGUCGGGAUGCUCUAUUUAUAAAGAUAAAUGUAAUAUAUAAAGGGUGAGGACUGGCUGUGUAUCCUGCCCUGUCCCGGGUUUGCACGCUGCUACAGAGCUUCACGCUCUCUGCUCCACCCCUUAGCCUGGGAACCCAUGGCAGGUGUGAGUUCUGUGAGUCACUGCUAAGAGACAGAGCACAUUUUCAGGCCAGCAACUAUCUUUGCCAGGGUUUUUUCAUUAUAGUUUGAAUUAUUUAUUUUACAAAAUGGGUGAAGACAUUAUCUUUAGGAUAAGGCAGAGAAACAGAUGUUGCAGACUUCCGCCGCACCCGGGGCAGUGGUGGGUGUGGACACGUUGGUUCGGCAAUCUGAUUCUCCUGAAUUUCCCAGCCAGGCUCUUGUGGGGAGGCCUGUGGAUGGGGGAUUUGAACUAUUUGGAAACAGAUGAUUCUCUAUCCCAGGUGAGAAACCUGAUCAGAAACAAAGGGCUGGUCAACUGAUUUAGGCGGGCAACCAGGGAAGCUCUUAGAAUCCCGGGCAGACACCCUUUCUCAAAAGGUAUCCCCUAAGAGUCCUUUCGGCUUUCUUCACAGAUUGAUUUUAUGUAAAAUGCAGAGUUGGACUACACGAUUUCUUCCCACUCCACAAUCUGUCAUCCUAGUAUAGAUCAUGGUGGUUUCCCUCAAGUUUAUGUUCUUAUGCCCUCAAUCUGUAAAUUUUUGUCUCCAGAAAAACCCUCCCAGGCAUCCCAUACCAGCACCGUUCCUCGUCAGUGUCCAUGCACCAUGCAGCCAUAUAGGGGGACCAUGCACACCCCAAACCCUGAGCUUCGCACUUAAACUCAUGGGGAGGGCCCUUCAGAGCAGAGUCCACAGGGGAGUGGUGCUACAUACGCAAGCUUAGUGUACGAGUUUAAGAUACACUUUAAGCCAGACACCUUCAGUUCACUCCCCAUGUGAUACUGAUUCCCACAUUAAGGUGGAACAGUAUGGCUCAGAGUCUAGAGAAAGUGAUCACCAAGCUGUCCCAUCAGCAAAUAGGAAGUCAAGGCAGCCAGACAGCCUCACCUCCCCAGGUGAGGGGCGGGUCCCCAGUUUAGGAUGAUAGGCGGCUUGCCUUCCACCAGACGCCAGCCUUGGCCUUCCUUCCCGACUCACUGUGGGUACCCUUCUACACUGACCAGCAAGCUAGGCCAUUAGAGGAAAGGGAACUCACCCAACUCUAAAUUGUGCCACUUAGACUUAGCUGUCAGUGUAACUUCCUUUCCCACCCACCCCUAGGAAAAACAGAAAGAGCAUCUGGGGAGCGAGUGAAAAUUCCUUAGGUGAUUCCUAAGAUUUCCUUGGGUAUCUGGUUUUUGUUUUCAUAUCUGAGUGUGUGCGUGUGUGCAUUUGUGCAUGACUUUGAUGAUUUUUUUAACGGGGUGGGAGGUGGCUGGGGUGCUGGGGUUGAAGGAAGUUUGGGUUGAUUUUUGUGUUUUGUUUAAUAGAGAAGUUUUUUUUUUUUUCCUGCUCCCCUGUCAGCUGGUCUGACAGAUUUAAGAACUCUCAUUCUUAAAAGACAUUGGACUUAAAUUCUAGCAUUUUAGACUAGGACUGUUCUACUGUGAAGAAAGUUCUGUCUCCUUUAGUCUGGUUUGUUUCUCCCUGCUCAGGUCUAGAAUCCCAAGCAGUGUUCUUUUCUGGUGAACAUUAUGAGCUGCAGAUGUGACUUUUUUUUUUUAAGUCAUCUCUUCAGCAAUCCAGAGGUUCCUUGAUCUCAUUAUUUGUCCUAUCUCUCCCUUAUAGUCCUAAGCCAAGACAUUUGACCUUUGCAGUGUCAUGUGAGGCUGUCAGUAUAGAGGUCUUUGCAUCUGGCCCUGGCACCCGCUCUGUGCCUCUGGAGGCUAAACCCUGUCUGGAUUUCUCAUGGGAUCUAACGUUGGAUUUUCUGGACAGACAACCGUGACAUCAGCAGUGCUGGUGCUGCUGUAUGUGGACUGAACACCUGCACUUUGCAGGGUACACGCUGCAUGGGCCCCACUUGUGGUUCACUCAGGCCUGCUGCAGGAGCUCUGGAGAACAAGAAAGAGUGGACAUCCCGCCCCCUGCAUCAUCUGUCUUGUGUGCUAUUUCAGGGUGGGGAAGUGAUAAACUAUUUGCCUUCUGGAGCUCUUUGUGAAAAAUUAAAAAAAAAAAAAACUUAACU